GCUCCCGCCCGGCACCGUGCUGCGCGAGGAGCACGGCACGCAAAAGCUGUCCUUUUUAUUGUGCCGCGCUCGUGCCCGUACAAAAGGAAAACCGAAGCCAGCCGAGGCGCAGUCAACUCCUCCUGGCUCCGCCCUGCAGCCGAAGGGCCCGGAAAAUGUUGCACGGCCCGGCCCACUCCUCCCCGCCGGCGUCCGUCGGCGCCGGCGGCGAUGGGCAGCCGCUGGUGGUGUCGCUCAACUGCAUCGAGGACCCGUCGUUGGAGCAGGAGGCGCUGGCAGGGGCGGCGGCCGUGGAGCACGCGCCGCUCUCGGCCCUCUCCGCGGGCCGCGUCGAGGCCGCCGCCGCCGUGCUCCUCCCCUCGCUCGCCUUCCUCCCGCGCGCCGCGCAGCGCCGGCUCCGGCCCUGGCAGCUGCUGCUCUGCCUCGGAUCCCCCGACCGCGCCGCGGACAGCGCCGCGGCCGCCGAGCUCGGGCUCCGCCUCGUCCACGUCGACGCCAACCGCGCCGAGGAGAUCGCCGACACCGUCAUGGCGCUCUUCCUCGGCCUCCUCCGCCGCACCCACCUCCUCUCCCGCCACGCCUCCUCCUCGGUGCCUGCCGCCGGGUGGCUUGGCUCCGUCCAGCCGCUCUGCCGCGGUAUGCGGCGAUGCCGGGGGCUUGUGCUCGGGAUCGUCGGCGUCUCCGCCGCCGCGCGGUGCCUCGCCACACGUAGCCUCGCCUUCCGCAUGAGCGUCCUGUACUUCGAUCCGCUAUACGAGUCUACUAGGAAACCAAAGCGACCUUCUAUUGUAUUUCCUUCUGCUGCCAGAAGAAUGGAUACUCUCAAUGAUUUAUUGGCAGCUAGUGAUCUUGUCUCACUUCACUGUGCAUUGACAAAUGAUACAACACAUAUACUUAAUGCCGAGCGCCUGCAGCUCAUAAAGCCUGGAGCUUUCAUAGUCAACACUGGUAGCUGUCAGCUCAUAGAUGACUGUGCGCUCAAAGAACUGUUGAUUGAUGGAACUAUAGCUGGAUGUGCAUUGGAUGGAGCUGAAGGUCCACAGUGGAUGGAAGCAUGGGUACGCGAGAUGCCAAAUGUAUUAAUUCUUCCUCACAGUGCGGACUACAGUGAAGAAGUGUGGAUGGAGAUCAGAGAGAAAGCUAUUGCAAUAUUGCAGUCCUUUUUCUAUGAUGGUGUUGUUCCAAACAAUGCUAUUUCUGAUGAAGAUGAAGACAUAAGUGAAGCAGGAUGUGAAGAUGAUCGACUAGCUAAUCAAGAAAAAGAACGUGCUUUACAGGUUUGUGAUGGUGAACGGCAGACAGAAGAAAGCCAAUUAACUAUAGAAUCUGACAAGAGAAGAGCCAUUUCCCAGCCUGAAGAACCUCAAGCUUCAGGACAGUCUCACAGUGUUGGCUUCAGAUCAGAAGGAAGGCGCAGCCGAUCUGGAAAGAAAGGGAAAAAGAGACCCUCUCGCCGCAGAUCGCAACAGAAAAUGGAUGAGUUGUCAGCUGUAGAAGGAGGAAGUAACUAUUCCUCACGUAAAGAUGAUGAUAACCAAGUGUUAAGUUCUAGUUCACGGUUUGCUUCACCUGAGGACUCCAAAAAUAAGCAGAAAUCUUCUGUUGAAUCACCAAUGGAAAUAAUUUCUGAAAAUAAGUUGCCUGCAGGGCUUGGUAGAAAGAUUCCCGAGAAGCUGAAAGAAGGUUUUGUUAUUGCCCUAAAGACGAGAGAUAAUUCAGGUUUUUAUGUUUCAAGAGAGAAGGUCGCUGGUGGUGGAUGGUAUCUUGAUGCGGUGCCAAAUGCUACAAAGAGGGAUCCUGCUGCUCAGUUCCUAAUCACUUUCAGAAACAAGGAUACUAUGGGUUUGCGAUCUUUUGUCGCUGGAGGCAAACUAUUACAGGCUAAUAAGACGGAGUUCAUUUUCGCAAGUCAUUCUUUUGAUGUUUGGGAGAGCUGGAUGCUGGAAGGCUCCUUGUCAGAAUGUUGUAAACUGGUCAACCGCAGAAAUUCCUCGGCCGUAUUGGAGGUCUAUAUUGAGCUCCUCGCAGCUCCCAGUGAAGAUGGUGUCACUAGGUGGCUUGACUAAUGCAUAUGGUCUCUAGGGCUAUCAAAGGAACUGACUCAAUGUUGUCCUCCAGUUUGGUCUGCUCCCAAUUUUCUGUUACCAAGUCUUCGGUUUUGGCAAUUCUAGAUCUAGAUUUCUAAUGCAGGGACCCCGCAGAUCCACUGUGAAUUAUUUAACAGCCUGCUGUUGUUAGUUGCACCAGUAAUUCAGUAUGAGAAACACGUUACUAUUUGCAAUGCAAAAUUCAGUAUGACUGUAUGCAAGUGUGGAUUACUCAACUAGUUAUUUAUUGUCUUUUUUA
Phragmites australis (common reed) is the source of this 2346-nucleotide messenger RNA. RefSeq names its product C-terminal binding protein AN-like. Gene Ontology annotation, biological process: microtubule cytoskeleton organization. The record is from RefSeq and is a predicted model, not a curated record. NCBI's taxonomy places the organism in Eukaryota, Viridiplantae, Streptophyta, Magnoliopsida, Poales, Poaceae. The transcript has 7 exons. The coding region runs from base 156 to 2066 and encodes 636 amino acids. Gene Ontology annotation, molecular function: NAD binding.